Molecule: messenger RNA, 360 nt
Organism: Gloeophyllum trabeum ATCC 11539
Lineage: Eukaryota; Fungi; Basidiomycota; Agaricomycetes; Gloeophyllales; Gloeophyllaceae
Exons: 1
Coding region: 1-360 (119 amino acids)
Source: RefSeq, a predicted model, not a curated record
AUGGGUCAGAACGACGCCCCGCGAGCAGAGCUCGUCGUGUUGUCCUUGUCUCUUCCGGCGGCUCCGCGGGAGCCGGUGGUCUCUGACUCGCGGGGACGGACGGCCUGGACGUACCUACUUGCGGCGAAGGUCACCCCCUCUCGCUCUAUGCCCCUCCCGGCGCCGCCCCCUCUCGCUCUAUGCCCCUCCCGGCGCCGCCCCCUCUCGCUCUAUGCCCCUCCCGGCGCCGCCCCCUCUCGCUCUAUGCCUCUCCCGGCUCCGCCGCGUCUCUGGUCAACCUCCCAAGUCCCGCGCAAUGAAGAGAGGACGAAAAUUCGUCCCGCGAGCGAGUCGCUCGCGCGCGAUCUCUCCCCUCCUUGA